GCAGCGCCCGGCUCCGCUGGGUGCAGUGACAGCGCCCCCCGGCCGCGCCGGCCCCCGCCUGCCUCCCGCCGCCUCCCGCCGCCUGCGAUGCUCAGUCAUGAAACGCGUACGCACAGAGCAGAUUCAGAUGGCAGUGUCCUGCUACCUCAAGCGCCGUCAGUAUGUGGACUCGGAAGGUCCCCUAAAACAAGGGCUGAGGCUGUGUCAGACUGCUGAAGAGAUGGCAGCUAAUCUCACAGUCCAAUCUGAGUCUGGUUGUGCCAACGUCGUGUCUGCAGCUCCCUGCCUGGCGGAGCCCCAGCAAUAUGAAGUACAGUUUGGACGAUUACGCAAUUUUCUGACAGAUUCGGAUUCUCAGCACAGCCAUGAAGUGAUGCCUCUUCUAUAUCCCCUCUUCGUCUACCUCCAUCUGAACAUGGUCCAGAAUGGCCUAAAAAGCACAGUGGACAGUUUUUACAGCCGCUUCCAUGGCAUGUUCUUGCAGAAUGCCAGCCAGAAGGAUAUCAUUGAACAGUUGCAGACUACCAUGACUAUUCAAGAUAUCCUGUCCAACUUGAAGCUCCGGGCUUUUCUGGACAACAAAUAUGUCAUCCGCCUUCAAGAGGACAGCUACAACUACCUUCUUCGCUACCUCCAAAGUGACAACAACAACGCCCUGUGCAAAGUCCUGACCUUGCACAUUCACCUGGAUGUGCAGCCUGCCAAGAGGACUGACUACCAGCUCUAUGCCGGCGGGAGCUCCUCACGCAGCGAGAGCAACGGCCUGGAACCCAGCGACGUGCCAGCUUCCAUUCUGCAGAAUGAGGCAGCGCUGGAUUUACUGCAGGACAGCAUUAAACGUGUCAAGGACGGGCCCCCUUCCUUAACCACCAUCUGUUUCUAUGCCUUCUAUAACACAGAGCAGUUGCUGAACACUGCAGAGAUUUCACCAAAUAGCAAGCUGCUCGCUGCUGGGUUCGAUAAUUCAUGUGUGAAGCUGUGGAGCCUGCGCUCCCGGAAGUUGAAAUCUGAGCCCCACCUUGUUGAUGUGUCCCGCAUCCAUUUGGCUUGUGACAUCCUGGAUGAGGAGGAGGAAGAGGAUGACAAUGCAGGCACAGAAAUGAAGAUCCUGAGAGGACACUGUGGACCUGUGUAUAGCACAAGGUUCCUUUCAGACAGUUCAGGACUCUUAUCUUGUUCUGAGGACAUGUCCAUCAGGUACUGGGACCUCGGAAGCUUUACAAACACUGUGUUGUACCAAGGACAUGCCUAUCCUGUCUGGGAUUUGGAUAUUAGCCCCUGCAGCCUGUACUUUGCCAGCGGUUCCCAUGAUCGCACCGCCCGGCUCUGGUCGUUUGAUCGGACGUACCCGCUGCGAAUAUACGCGGGCCAUUUGGCGGAUGUGGACUGCAUCAAGUUCCACCCCAAUUCCAACUACUUAGCCACGGGCUCCACGGACAAAACCGUGCGCCUGUGGAGCACCCAGCAGGGCAACUCAGUGCGGCUUUUCACUGGGCACCGGGGCCCCGUGCUGGCACUCGCCUUUUCCCCCAACGGUAAGUACCUGGCAUCGGCAGGUGAAGACCAGCGGCUGAAGCUGUGGGACUUGGCAUCAGGAACUCUUUACAAAGAACUGAGGGGGCACACAGACAACAUAACCAGCCUUACUUUUAGCCCUGACAGUAGUUUAAUUGCUUCGGCGUCAAUGGACAAUUCAGUUCGGGUCUGGGACAUUCGGAACACGUACUGCAACGCCCCUGCGGAUGGGUCUUCCAGUGAACUGGUUGGUGUAUAUACCGGACAGAUGAAUAAUGUACUGAGCGUACAGUUUAUGGCCUGUAAUCUUCUUCUAGUGACUGGAAUUGCACAAGAAAAUCAGGAACAUUAAUUUUGCUUUUUGUCUUAGGGAAGUGGGUGGGUGUCUUGUAUGCCAGAGUCCAUUGCAAACUGAGAUUACUGACUGUGAAACACUUCUCUUCCUCUGCCCCCUUGAAAGGCUUGUUCAGGGUGAUGCAAAUGCUUUAAGAUGUCACAAAAAUGCCUGUGCUGUUGAACAAAAUAAGGAAAAAAAGGAGGAUUGAUGAAAAUACAUACACAUUCUAAUUUUGUACUUUUAGGAAUGGGAAAAAGGGGAGUAAAUCCAGUAACUUGAGGAAACUGAAAGCCUGGCCCAGACAAGUGAAACUGCCAACCAGAUAAGCUGGUGACCUGCACUUAAAUAUCCUUCAUUGAUUGAUGGGCACAUCUUAUCUACUGUUAAUUUGGCUUGAGUGUGUGGAGAACUACUGGCCCAGUGGUUUUUGUUUUGUUUUGCUUUUGCUUUCCUGGUAUUGCAGAGGACCAGCAUUUUUAAGACCCUUCUAUUAAAAGAACAUUAUGUAUUUUCUACAGUGAUAGUAGUCCUAAAUAUUUCAGCUCCCUAUAGCACUUCCAGAAUAUUUUGGACUAAAUAAGUAGAAAAUACCCUUGUUCUUUUUCAGUAAGGGCAAGGAAAUCUGACCUCAGUUGGGGCCCAUCUCUGCAUUGUUGUUUGGGUUUGGUUCCUGGUACUAGCUGUGAUUAUGUGUAUUUAUGUUCCAUUAAUUAGGAAAUUUUCUGACUCUGGUUGCACUGUGUUUUGAGGGUGGGAGGACAGUGGGGACAGAGUGGUGGCUUUAAGAAUAAUGAACAACUUGCCUUGUCUGGAGGGAGGGCACCAUAGAAUGGAAACAGCCAAGUUUGGACUCCUAAUGGAAACAGGGCAUGGCAACCCACCACUGCACCUCACAGAAAGAUUUCCAUAAAUGGAAGUUGGUAGUCUAGGGAGAGGGGGAUGAGGAGAAACACACAAAAUGACAUGGGAAAAAAUAGUAUUACUAAAUUAUUGUGUGUACACAGAGGCAGCUCUGCCAGUGUUGGAUUUUUCUCAAAUGUUGCAAUACCGGUUUCAUGAACAUUUUGUGAGAUAAAUCAUCAGCAUUUACAAGGAUCUGCAGAAAAAGCACGUUCUAGUUUGUCAUUUGGAGAGAUUAAAUAUUUCUGCUUUCUGGAAAGAGUUAUUUUGUAUUUUGUUUUCUAUUAAAAGCAUUUAGUUUAAAAAGAAAAA
Camarhynchus parvulus is the source of this 3064-nucleotide messenger RNA. RefSeq names its product TATA-box binding protein associated factor 5 like (gene TAF5L). The record is from RefSeq and is a predicted model, not a curated record. Gene Ontology annotation, cellular component: histone acetyltransferase complex; nuclear protein-containing complex. NCBI's taxonomy places the organism in Eukaryota, Metazoa, Chordata, Aves, Passeriformes, Thraupidae. The coding region runs from base 98 to 1867 and encodes 589 amino acids. Gene Ontology annotation, biological process: regulation of DNA-templated transcription. Gene Ontology annotation, molecular function: protein binding; transcription coactivator activity. The transcript is spliced from 5 exons.